UUCAUUUUGCACAUGUGACCCAGGAGACCCAAACCACAUCAUUUCUCACACUUUUAUCUCAACUCCUCCACUGCUCGCUGGCAACCACCACACAGCGCGCGACUACCACGUUCCUUCUCUCUUCCGCGCGACGCGAUUUUCUGCUGUUCUCUCAGUCCGCCUGAAAAGUUUAUGUUUUGCUCUAACUCUUUGGUUUGACCUCCACCGCCACACAAUUUAAGCUUCCAACCACUCAUCGUUUGGCCUCCAUCAUUAACAUAACAACAACAGUUUGCACCCCUGACUCAGGGUCUUGAAUUCGCCUCUGCCAUUGGCAACACAGUUUUCAUUCGAAUCAACAGCCUCUCGGGCUAGUGCCUUGGAAUCAUUGAGAUGGUGUUGCAGUUCAAAUUAUUGAAGAGUUCUCAGGGUAACUUCUUAUCACUAUCCAUGAGGCUCUAUGAUGAAUUCAAAGAAAUACUAAAGAUUCAGAAGUUUCGAAGAUUAGUUUCUUAUGCUGGGUUCUUUGGCUUCACUACGCUUAUCAGCUAUGCUUAUUGUAACAAUACAACUAGGGCUGGGUAUUCUAGAGCUGAUCAAUAUUAUGCAUCGUACCCGGCUGGUACUGAGCUAUUAACCGACACCACCAAGUUAUACAAAGCUGCUCUUGGAAACUGCUUUGAAGCUGAAGAGUGGGGUCCAUUUGAGUUUUGUGUCAUGGCAAAACACUUUGAUCGUCAAGGGAAGUCACCAUAUUCAUAUCAUGCUCAAUACAUGGCACAUCUCCUUUCUCAUGGACAGCUUGACGGAAGUGGUUAACCAAUAAGCCAUAUGAAGUAUGACAAUGUGGACGAUUUUUAACAUAUGAAGACUUGUAAAGCAAAAUGAGAAAAAUCGGUUUGAGUAUUCUUCGAGUUUUGAACUGCCUUAUACUCUAUACUGUUGUGUUAUUUUAUGAAUAAUGAAUAAAGUAUAUAGAUAAUUUUCUUUCUAUUGUUGGGUAAUGUCAAAACGUUUGGCGUAUUUUAUUUUCCAUCCCUUCUUUGACAGAAAAAUUCCCUGUCAGUGUUAAGUGUUUCAGAUUUUGUUGUUAGAUAAGCUACAGGCCUGUUUACUUCAUGAAAAUAUUCAGUUUUCA
Molecule: messenger RNA, 1117 nt
Organism: Cicer arietinum (chickpea)
Lineage: Eukaryota; Viridiplantae; Streptophyta; Magnoliopsida; Fabales; Fabaceae
Source: RefSeq, a predicted model, not a curated record